GCACAGGCGUGACGUCAGGGGCAUAAUGGAGGACCCGUAGCAAACGCGUCGGUUUGAGGCAGCGGCUGUUCUUCUGUGCGGCUGUUUGUUGUCCUGGUUUGUUCUUUUAUCUCUCCUGGUCCCGGUCUCGAGCUUUAAUCGUCGUCUGCUCCUCUGGACUCACACAAAAUGCCGAAUAUUAAAAUCUUCAGCGGGAGUUCGCACCCGGACCUGUCGCAGAAAAUAGCGGACCGUUUGGGGCUGGAGCUGGCCAAGGUGGUGACGAAGAAAUUCAGUAAUCAAGAGACAUGCGUUGAAAUCGGGGAAAGCGUGCGCGGGGAAGACGUUUACAUCGUCCAAAGCGGCUGCGGGGAAAUCAACGACAACCUCAUGGAGCUGCUGAUCAUGAUCAACGCCUGCAAAAUCGCGUCCGCUUCCAGGGUCACCGCCGUCAUCCCCUGCUUCCCCUACGCGCGCCAAGACAAAAAGGACAAGGUGGGGAGCCGGGCGCCCAUCUCUGCCAAGCUCGUCGCCAACAUGCUGUCAGUGUCGGGAGCGGAUCACAUAAUUACUAUGGACCUGCACGCCUCGCAGAUACAGGGAUUCUUUGACAUCCCCGUCGAUAACCUGUAUGCAGAACCAGCUGUGCUAAAGUGGAUUAAGGAAAACAUCCCCGAGUGGAAAAACUGUAUCAUAGUGUCACCUGACGCAGGGGGAGCGAAGAGGGUCACCUCCAUCGCAGACCGGUUAAACGUGGACUUUGCGCUUAUUCACAAGGAAAGAAAAAAAGCGAAUGAAGUCGACCGCAUGGUGCUCGUGGGGGACGUGACCGGCAGAGUGGCCAUUUUAGUGGACGACAUGGCCGACACGUGCGGCACAAUCUGUCACGCAGCUGAUAAACUUAUUUCAGCCGGUGCAACCAAAGUGUACGCCAUCUUGACACACGGCAUUUUCUCCGGUCCAGCGAUCACCAGAAUAAACAACGCGUGUUUUGAGGCGGUGGUCGUCACUAACACCAUUCCUCAAGAAGAAAAGAUGAAACACUGUCCCAAAAUACAGGUCAUCGACAUCUCCAUGAUCCUCGCAGAAGCCAUCCGCCGCACUCACAACGGAGAGUCUGUGUCGUAUCUGUUCAGCCACGUCCCGUUGUAAUGAACACGCACCAAAUGAAGAAGCCCCGCCCCCCCCCCCCCCGCACCGUCUGCAAAUACGCCCCAACUAACGAUAGAAGUGUAUCUGUUACUAACCCUUACCUCAUCCCCUUUAGACAUCGACAUGUGUUCAGGGCACCAAAGUUUAUUGUUACUGAAUAUUUAUUAAUACAGAGAUUUUUAUGUAAGUGGUUAUUUGCUGUGUUCUCGUUUUUGCGCAACGUUUCAGAAAGCAAACGCGAUCUGAUCUGACUUGGCCGUGGUCAGGGGAGGAUCUGAGAGGCUGUUACGCACCGUCACGUUUGUCCUCUGUUUUGAGAAAGUUUAAUUAUGAAUGUGAAUGUUUUAUGAAAUAGUUUACAGUGCCACAGAAGCUCCGCUGAGUGCCUCAUUUGUCUGGGACCAGGAGUUUUCCGGUGCCGGACGACGUUAUGUAGUAGUAGUCGUCGUUCUGAAGGUUUUUCCUCAGAGGUACACGCCCGGGGUGGUCUUUACGGCAGGUUUUAGUGCAGGGUUUAUAGUGCGGCAGGGUCUGUAGUGCGGUAGGUCUAUAGUGCGGUAGGGUCUCUGCAGGCUGGAGCUUCCUCUCAAACUUGUGACUUUUGUUUCUCUUUCUGUUUCGCUUUCCCGUGAGCUCGGAUGAAGAAACAAAUUGUGUGUGCAUUUUAUUUUUUCAGACUUUUGUGUUUGUUUGUUCCGUAAGUAUAACAUUUAUCUGAAACUCUGUUCAUAAAUAAAUCCAAUAUCCAGAAACUG
This is a messenger RNA of Periophthalmus magnuspinnatus, 1886 nucleotides long. It is a transcript of the gene prps1b, whose product is annotated as phosphoribosyl pyrophosphate synthetase 1B. The transcript has 7 exons. Gene Ontology annotation, molecular function: ATP binding; magnesium ion binding; ribose phosphate diphosphokinase activity. Gene Ontology annotation, cellular component: ribose phosphate diphosphokinase complex; cytoplasm. Gene Ontology annotation, biological process: ribonucleoside monophosphate biosynthetic process; 5-phosphoribose 1-diphosphate biosynthetic process; purine nucleotide biosynthetic process. Lineage: Eukaryota; Metazoa; Chordata; Actinopteri; Gobiiformes; Gobiidae. The record is from RefSeq and is a predicted model, not a curated record. The coding region runs from base 169 to 1131 and encodes 320 amino acids.